Prorocentrum cordatum is the source of this 1863-nucleotide messenger RNA. Lineage: Eukaryota; Dinophyceae; Prorocentrales; Prorocentraceae. The record is from the annotation of a GenBank genome assembly.
AGUGGGUUCCUCCACCUUUCCUUCCUCCUCUUUUUUCUUUUCCCACUGCCACCCGCCAUCCGCCAGACAGGAAGCCCCCCACGAAAGCACAUGUCUGGAGCGCCCGCUGGUGAUCUCGAGGAUAGCGGAGAGUUCGAGCAGAGCCAGUCUGAGCCACCGCCCGCCCAGCGCACCGCCGGCUCCUACGAGGACGCCUUCGAAGGCGAGGCCACGGAGCCCGUGUCCGAGGGCGGCGCCGCGGGGCCCGACCGCACGUACUCCGAGGGGUUCGAGGACGACGAGAGCGGUGACGCCGCCGCGAACGCGGCCAGGUCGACCCCACCCGCCGCCACUAGAGCCGAGCCUGGGGAGCCCGCCGCUGGGGGGGGCGACGUCGCCGCGCCCACCCCGCCGCUUGCCGCAGGGCCCGAGACGGCCACGGCCGAGGAGCCCGGUGAGCUGCAGCCCCCAGCCAGCACGCCGGCCGCAGGGGCUCCCCCUGCGGAGGCGCCCGCGACGGAGAGCCGUCCCCGCGAGAAGCAACGCCACCGGCCGAAGCGGACCCGGCCGAAGCCACUGCCGAGCUGCCUGGCACCACGCCAGAGCCCGCCACGGCCGAGGCGAAGGAGGCGCCCGCUGCAGAGGAGGCGCUUUCGGCGGAGGUUGUGCCAGCGGCGACCGCGGACGAAGACACUCAGGGGAGCACGCCACCUCCCAAGGAGGCCAGCGGAGACCCCGAGCAGGACGACGGGGAGGACACGAAUCAGCUCCUGGCAGAGGCGGAGAACAUGCUGCAGACCAGCCCGGUCGCCAAGGACGCCACCGCGACUGGGAGCCCCAUAACGCCACGAACUGAGGGGGCGAGGCAGCUGAAACAGCCGAAACGCAAGGAUGAUUGCAGCAUGUCGCGAAGUGCCUCUGGGCCAUCAGUUGUUUUCGGAGACUUCGCGGACAUCAAGAGGAGAACAGAGGCAUUCGGUGGCAUGUCUACGGAGGGGGUUAAGAAAGGACAGACUUACGCCACGCACAUCGCUGGGUUUAAGUCCUCUCCUAAAUUCACCAUGACUGGGCGCGACAAGAAUCCGUCCUUCCUCCGCAGCAAUUCCGUACCUGCGCCAGGCGCCUAUGAGGCGAAUGGCAGCGAAAGAUCCAAGUACACCAACCAGCCCAAUUUCACAUUCGGUGGAGAGAAGCGUUUCGGUGCGGAGAAGAAUCCCAUGAAACGCCAGCCCGGUCCAGGCCAGUACAGUCCGAAGAUAUCGGUGGAGACCGCUCCAAAGAUUGGCUUCGGUAGCUCCAUGCGGCUCAAGGGCGCCAUGAUCGCGCAGUCCAACCCAGGCCCAGGCGCGUACGAGACCCGCAGUUGUUUGGGGGAGGGGCUGAACUACACGGCGCGCGGGCGCAUCCCGGUGCACUACAUGGCCGCGAAGUCGUUGCCAGGGCCCGGGGCCUACAACCCGACGGUGCUGAACAUUGGCAUGUCUGGCCCGAGAACAGGAUUCGGCACGUCGCGGAGGAACCAGCAUGGCGUUCUUCGCGAACUUGGCCCUGGCCCGGGCUCCUACGAGCUCCAGAACUUGAAGACCCUCGGCACCGAGGGGCCGAAGACAUCCAUGACUUCGCGCCGGCGGCAGCACGACAUCAACAGCUACCUGACGCCCGGUCCAGGCUCCUAUAACUCACACGCCACUUGCUUCGGCGGCCCCUGAGUUAACGAGUGGCGGUCGAACCUGCCACGCGCGACGUUUAUCCCGUGAGCUGACUGCCAAAAUCGUUCCCGCUCUCCUCAUCGUCGUCGUAUUCGUUAUCCGUUGCGCCUCUUCGCCCAGGUUUCACGCCUCUCGCGGUCGUGCUUCAAAAUGAGGUGCUUGCGGGUCUGUCGGC